GAAAAAAACGAGGAGAGAGAGAGAGGAUGCGAUGGGCCCACCACGAGUCGCGUCCGCCAUCGCCAUGGUGUUGCUCCUCCUCUCCUCUUCCUUCCUCCUCCGUCUCCCACUCGCUCGGGCUCGCCUCCCCAACCCCAACCCUACCUCUAGGGCUCUCCUCCUCCUCCCCGCCUCCUCACCUCUCCGGGCCUUCUGCCCCGCCUCCCGCCGCCCCUCCUCCGCCACCUGCUCCGCCUACGCUGCCAUGGCCGCCACCGACGACAACCCGCUCCUCGCCGACUUCGACUUCCCGCCCUUCGAUCGCGUCGAACCAGCCCACGUCCGCCCCGCCGUCCGCACCCUCCUCGCCCGCCUCGAGGGCGAGCUAGCCGACCUCGAGAAGGGCGUGCAGCCCACCUGGGGGAAGCUGGUCGAGCCGCUCGAGCGGAUCGUCGACAGCCUCGACGUCGUCUGGGGCACCGUCGACCACCUCAAGGCCGUCAAGGACUCCUCCGACCUCCGCGCCGCCGUCGAGGACGUUCAGCCCGACAAAGUGAAAUUCCAACUGAGGCUUGGCCAGAGCAAACCUAUAUACGAAGCCUUCAAGGCCAUAAGGAAUUCUUCAGACUGGGAAACCCUCAGCGAGGCUCGCAAGCGUAUAGUAGAAUCCCAAAUAAAGGAAGCCGUUCUCAGUGGAGUUGCGCUUGAGGAUGAACAGAGGGAGAAAUUUAAUCAAAUCCAACAGGAGCUCGAGAAGUUAACACAAAAGUUUAGUGAAAAUGUGUUGGAUGCAACCAAGAAAUUUGAGAAAUUAAUAACUGAAAAGAAUGAAAUUGACGGGUUGCCUGCUACAGCACUUGGCUUAGCAGCACAGACUGCCGUGUCAAAGGGUCAUGAAAAUGCUUCAGCUGAAAACGGACCUUGGAUCAUCACAUUGGAUGCGCCGAGCUAUAUUGCUGUUAUGCAACAUGCUCAGAACAGAGCACUUCGUGAAGAAGUUUAUCGUGCUUAUCUAACCCGUGCCUCUAGUGGUGACCUUGAUAACACCAAUAUCAUCAGUCAAAUUCUAAAGUUGAGGCUGGAGAAGGCUAAACUGCUUGGCUACAAAAACUAUGCUGAGGUAAGCAUGGCUCAGAAAAUGGCAACUGUUGACCGUGUAGAAGAGCUUCUUGAGAAACUUCGUGCUGCCUCCUGGGAUCAUGCUGUUCAAGAUAUGGAAGAUCUAAAAGUUUUUGCUAAAGGUUCUGCUUCUCCAGAAGCCAAUGACCUAACUCAUUGGGACCUAAACUUCUGGAGUGAGCGUCUCCGGGAAUCCAAAUAUGACAUCAAUGAGGAAGAUCUGCGUCCUUACUUUGCACUACCUAAGGUUAUGGAUGGCCUCUUCAGUCUCGCAAAUAAGCUCUUUGGAGUUAGUGUAGAGUCUGCAGAUGGAUUGGCUCCUGUUUGGAACAGUGACGUCAAAUUUUACUGUGUCAAAGAUUCUUCAAACAGCCCUGUUGCUUAUUUCUACUUCGAUCCAUAUUCAAGACCAUCUGAAAAGCGUGGAGGGGCUUGGAUGAAUGUGGUUUUUUCUCGCAGUCGUGUGCUUGCUCGCAAUGGUUCACCUGUUAGGCUUCCUGUUGCCCAUAUGGUGUGUAAUCAGACCCCACCAGUUGGUGACAAGCCCAGUCUUAUGACCUUCCGCGAGGUUGAAACCGUGUUCCAUGAAUUUGGUCAUGCGCUGCAGCACAUGCUUACCAAGCAAGAUGAAGGUUUUGUUGCUGGUAUUCGUGGGAUAGAAUGGGAUGCUGUGGAGCUGCCUUCUCAGUUCAUGGAAAACUGGUGCUACCACAAGAACACUCUUUUGAGCAUUGCAAAGCAUUAUGAAACCGGUGAACUUCUUCCUGAGGAAAUUUAUGCAAAGCUUGUAGCUGCAAAGAAUUUCCGUGCUGGCACCUUCAGUCUACGUCAGAUACGUUUUGCUAGUGUAGAUAUGGAGCUGCAUUCAACUUACGAUCCAAAUGGAUCAUUGUCCAUAUAUGACGUUGACCGAAGAGUUGCUGAGCGAACACAGGUUCUUGCUCCUCUUCCAGAGGAUAAGUUCCUAUGCAGCUUUAGCCAUAUAUUUGCAGGUGGCUAUGCAGCUGGGUACUACAGUUAUAAGUGGGCUGAAGUAUUGUCAGCCGAUGCAUUCUCAGCAUUUGAAGAUGUUGGUUUGGAUAACGAGAAGGCAAUUGAGGAAACCGGCAGACGAUUCAGAGAAACAGUCCUUGCUCUUGGAGGUGGAAAAUCUCCACUGGAGGUGUUUGUGUCUUUCCGUGGACGGGAGCCAUCGCCGGAAGCUCUGCUCAGGCACAACGGAUUGUUACCUGCUGCUGCGUAGCGUGAAUGCGUGAUAGCUCUUGCUGGAUUCAUUUUUAUCUCUGCUGAAAACGGCUAGUUGUAAGAGCAAUAGACAAAUUGCUGUCCACCGUAAUAUAAUGAUCAUUGUUGCUUCUUGCUGUUCA
Molecule: messenger RNA, 2465 nt
Organism: Oryza brachyantha (malo sina)
Lineage: Eukaryota; Viridiplantae; Streptophyta; Magnoliopsida; Poales; Poaceae
Product: probable cytosolic oligopeptidase A
Exons: 17
Coding region: 32-2341 (769 amino acids)
Biological process (GO): proteolysis; peptide metabolic process
Molecular function (GO): metalloendopeptidase activity
Source: RefSeq, a predicted model, not a curated record